Gracilinanus agilis (Agile Gracile Mouse Opossum) is the source of this 3042-nucleotide messenger RNA. It is a transcript of the gene PRPSAP1, whose product is annotated as phosphoribosyl pyrophosphate synthetase associated protein 1. NCBI's taxonomy places the organism in Eukaryota, Metazoa, Chordata, Mammalia, Didelphimorphia, Didelphidae. Gene Ontology annotation, biological process: purine nucleotide biosynthetic process; 5-phosphoribose 1-diphosphate biosynthetic process. Gene Ontology annotation, cellular component: cytoplasm; ribose phosphate diphosphokinase complex. The record is from RefSeq and is a predicted model, not a curated record. Gene Ontology annotation, molecular function: ribose phosphate diphosphokinase activity; magnesium ion binding. Bases 188 to 1345 code for a protein of 385 amino acids. The transcript is spliced from 10 exons.
CGGGCAGUCCCGGAGGCCUUGAGGCCGGCGGGAAAGACCCGUGAUUGCAAAGGGGGCUCAGGACGGAGACCACCGGACUCCUCCCUUCCUGUUCCGACCCCGCCCUUACCCAUCACCCACCCCCGCGUUUGCUCCCCAGGCGGAUUUGGCCUUGGCCUACGUAGCUCUUCCCGCGACGGGCUGGACGAUGCCCAAGAAGCUGCUGCUGCUUCCCCCGCUCUCCGUAUCCUCGUCCUUUCGCGCCCUUCGAGCUCGACCCGCCGCCUUCCCAACCAUGAACGCCGCCCGCACGGGAUACCGGGUUUUCUCAGCCAACUCCACCGCUGCCUGCACGGAGCUAGCCAAGCGCAUCACUGAACGUCUUGGUGCCGAGUUGGGAAAGUCUGUUGUGUACCAGGAAACAAAUGGAGAAACAAGAGUUGAAAUAAAGGAAUCAGUUCGUGGUCAAGAUAUCUUUAUUAUACAGACAAUACCAAGAGAUGUGAACACAGCUGUUAUGGAGUUAUUGAUCAUGGCCUAUGCACUGAAGACUGCCUGUGCCAGGAAUAUUAUUGGAGUCAUCCCUUACUUUCCCUACAGCAAACAAAGCAAAAUGAGAAAGAGAGGUUCCAUUGUAUGCAAGCUCCUAGCUUCCAUGCUAGCCAAAGCAGGUUUAACACACAUUAUAACUAUGGAUCUUCAUCAAAAGGAAAUACAAGGCUUUUUCAGCUUUCCUGUGGACAACCUUAGAGCAUCACCUUUCCUACUUCAAUAUAUCCAAGAAGAAAUUCCAAAUUACAGAAAUGCAGUCAUCGUAGCCAAGUCUCCUGAUGCCGCAAAGAGGGCCCAAUCAUACGCUGAGAGACUUCGCUUGGGGUUAGCCGUAAUACAUGGAGAGGCCCAAUGUACAGAGCUCGACAUGGAUGAUGGACGUCAUUCUCCUCCAAUGGUCAAAAAUGCCACUGUCCACCCUGGUCUUGAGUUGCCUUUGAUGAUGGCCAAAGAAAAACCACCAAUUACUGUAGUUGGAGAUGUUGGAGGGCGGAUUGCCAUCAUAGUGGAUGACAUCAUUGAUGAUGUGGAAAGUUUUGUGGCUGCUGCUGAGAUACUCAAAGAGCGAGGUGCCUACAAGAUUUACGUCAUGGCCACUCACGGCAUCUUGUCUGCAGACGCUCCCCGCCUCAUUGAGGAAUCUUCCAUUGAUGAGGUGGUGGUGACCAACACAGUUCCUCAUGAGGUACAGAAGCUGCAGUGUCCCAAGAUAAAGACUGUUGACAUCAGUUUGAUUCUUUCAGAAGCCAUACGAAGAAUCCAUAAUGGGGAGUCCAUGGCCUACUUGUUUAGAAACAUUACUGUAGAUGACUAGAAUCCAGAAUUGCUUUUGUUCUGGGGCUCUUGAGAAAAAAAGGCAUUGCCAUCAGUUAUGUAUAUCACAUGUUUCUUUGUGGGGAAGAGAGUGCUGGGGUUUCUUGGAGUGGUGGUGGGGAAAAUUAAAUUGAGCAAUGUUUAUACCAGAAACUUUUUUUGACCAUAUGGGGAAGCAUUGUGACAGAGAUGAUGCAAAAGGAAUGAGUCAGCAAGCUGGAUCUCCCACCAAUCCAAUUCUUUUUAUAAAAGCUAUAAAUCCUGUGCUUAAAAUGAAUCCAUUUCAGAGGCUUAUCUAGAACUGUUUCUUAACCCUACUAAUUGGUUUGUUUCUUAGAAAAUGGAUUUGUUACAUUGAAAUUGCUUCUACAAACAGAAUGCUUACCCAUAGUGUUUAUGAACCAAAUAUCUCUUUUCUUAAGACAGGAGUAAGAAUUUUGUCAUUUAAACAAGAAUAUGAAGGGCAACUAGAUAGCUUAGUGGACAGAGAGCCAAGCCAAGGUUCUGGGUUCAAAUCUAGUCUCAGAUGAUAGCUGUGUGACCCUGGACAAGUCACUUAACCCUAUUUACCGAGUCCAUAUAGCUUUUCUACAGCAAUUGAGGGUGGGUGUGAGGAAGGUCUACUCCCCACUGACACCCCAAACGGUAAAUAAAGCUUAGCCUCUUCUCAAGCGUAUAUCCCUGCCCGCCCCAUCCAGUGGCCACUCCUGCCCUACCACAUCAAGAAGGUGUGUGUGCAACGAGUCCUUAAGACUGAAAUUCAGCAGUUAUAAAUUACAUGUCAAUAUGAGAUUAAAAUCCCUCUUUACUCACCACAACUGGGUGCCAUGUGAAAUGAUGAGAUUCACCAUUUUGCCUAUACUGUGUGAACUUGUCCCUUCCAAAUGCAGAGCCAGUCAUCUGUUGGGACACGAGGGCACUGCCCAGUGCCAAGCAAGAGCCCCACUGACCUAAAACACAUUCCACUUCAUGAAUAUUUGAGGGUCAGGAAGCAUCAAUGGACCACUGUGUGGUCGUGUUCUCACUCGGUGUGAAAGUUUCCUGCUCUCUUCAGUAAGUUCCCAACCCUCUAGAUAGGACUUUUCAGUCAAUUUAAUUAAAUUCUUCCAGAGUUGCCUUAUAUUACUGAUCUUUUGAUUCUUUUGCAAGUAGAUAGAGUUUUGGUUGGAAAGACCCUACAGAUUUGGGAAAAGCAGUAUUGUCUGGCAGAGUCCUAGGCUAGGUAGGCCUUUAGAGUUCAACUGCUGUAUAACAUGAAGAAUAUUAUUUUAGUCCUCUGGAUCCAUUUCCUUCACUACAAGACAGGAAGGUGGGGACGAUGGUCCAUUCAGCUUCUAGAAUCUGUUGACCUCUUUACUACUUGCAAAAUUCUGUAUUUAAUAGUUUUUCUAAUACCACAUGGUAAAUGUAUUCUAUAUUGGAGUACAAAGUUAUCUGUGGCCAAAAUGUAUUAUUUCUUUACCACUGUCCAAGUUUGAUGCCUGAAGGGCUGGCUUCAGUAGUUCUGGAGUAAGAAAAAAAAAAUCAAACCAUGGUUCUCUAGGCAUUAACCCUUGAGCUAAAAACUAAUUACAGAGCCAGAUGAGCUAGCUUUGUGAUACUUGCUGUCGUAGGAAUCUGCUAGAGAAUAGAGAGGUUUGGGGGUGCUUUUGUUUGGUUUUUUUUUUUUUAAGUCGAAAUAAAUGAAUAAAACACCAA